Messenger RNA from Rubroshorea leprosula, 3388 nucleotides. The record is from the annotation of a GenBank genome assembly. Lineage: Eukaryota; Viridiplantae; Streptophyta; Magnoliopsida; Malvales; Dipterocarpaceae.
CGGAAGAGAAAAUGGAAUUCAUUUUAAUCAUACCCUUCUCAAAGCAUACUAAUUCUGACAUAAGUUAGUGGGUGUUUAAUGCAUUCCACUUCAAAACUAUACUGCACUUCUCUCACUGUGCAAUCACAUGCCAAGUAUAUGUUUACCUGUCAUUAGCCUAGCAAGCCAUUUGUUCGGUAAACAUUAUUAAGAAAUCAGUCCCUGAACUUCUCUUAACAGUACAAGACCUCAACAAUUAAGUUUUUAAAAUUUAAGCCUUUGGUUGUGCAUUUUUCUUGUUUGUGCCUUCUGGGUAUAAGAGACUUUCUUUGUUAAUGGUGCGCAUGUGCACACAUAUAAUUUCACAAAUUCAGUGGUUGAGAUGAACAAUGCAGCAUAUGUAUUUUUUUGCAAGAAAGGAAAUUGUUGUUGUAGCAUCUUUGUUUUUCCCUUUACUAUAUGUUCUUGUUUGUUAUGCUAUAUUCUUCACUUAAUAUCCGUGUGAUAUGAGGUGGUAUUGCACCCCUGUUCUGCUCUAUGCUAAACUAUUAUAUUAUUUUCCACUAGACACCUGUGUGGUCUGAAGAAAAUGGGAAGCAGUGGUGCUGACAAAAUUCCUAGAGAUGGUGAGCCUGAAGGUUCUGAGACAACCAUUGAAAUAAAAAUAAAGACAUUGGAUUCUCAAACUUAUACUUUGAGAGUUGAUAAACAGAUGCCAGUUCCUGCAUUGAAAGAACAGAUUGCUUCUGUCACUGGUGUGUUGUCAGAGCAACAAAGGCUCAUAUGUCGUGGAAAAGUUCUUAAGGAUGACCAACUACUUUCUGCAUAUCAUGUUGAGGAUGGUCACACACUUCAUCUAGUUGUCAGGGAACCAGUUCCACCAUCAUCUGAUGGCUCACUUGAUCAUUCAGCACUUGAUCCUGGAUCUGGUACAAGCCACAGUCGCAGUAAUCAUGCAGGCUCGAGUGUUCUGAUUGAAACCUUUAAUAUGCCUGAUCAAGGGGAUGGAGUUCCACCAGAUAUCAGUCGGAUUGUCUCUUCUAUUCUCGGCUCUUUUGGAUUUGCAAAUAUUGGAAGCAGCAGUAAUGGGGUUGAUGUCAGGGGACAUGGCUCCCAGAGACUGGAAAGAACAUUUGGUGCAAGUAGCAUUCCAAAUUCACCUCAGCAGCAGCCUGAACAAGCUGGCACAAGGGGGCAAUCUGAUAGAUCGCAUAGUACUUUCGGACUCCCAACAGCAGUUUCCUUGGGGCCUUUGCAGCCUCCUGUAAUUCCUGAUUCUUUGGCUACUUUGUCACAAUAUCUGAUUCACAUGAGGCGUGAGUUUGAUGACAUUGGUAGAGGUGGGGCACAUGAUUCACAAACAACUUCUAUGAGUAGGACUGAAGAUAGAUAUUCUAAUUCUGCAUCACAUUCAGGAACUGUUCAGCAAGGGCUUCCAACACCUGCAUCUUUGGCAGAAGUUUUAUUGUCUAGUAGACAAAUGCUCAUUGAACAAGCUACAGAAUGUUUGUUGGGACUUGCAAGACAACUGGAGGAUCAAGCAAACGUCACUGACCCUGGAUCACGGUUGAGCACACAGUCAAAUGCAUGGAGAACUGGCUAUCUAUUUCAUAGUCUUGGCUCUUUUUUACUUGAACUUGGUCGUACAACCAUGACAGUGCGGUUAGGUCAAACUCCAUCUGAAGCUGUGGUUAAUGCUGGACCUGCAGUUUUUAUAUCCCCUUCUGGUCCAAAUCCUCUCAUGGUCCAGUCUCUUCCUUUUCAACCCGGAACUGGUUUUGGUGCCAUUCCAAUGGGAACUUUACAGCCUGGCUCUGGUCUGGUCAAUGGAAUUGGGACAGGAUUUGUCCCAAGGCGGAUUGAUAUACAAAUACGAAGAGGUUCGUCAAUGACAACACCAAAUGCACCAAAUGCUAAUCGAGAGGAACACAGUGAUAAUCAGCAGCGAUCAGCACAAAACACCCCAGCAACGGGUGCUGGUGGUGAGAAUCAUGAUAGUCAAACAUUUUCAAGGGCCUCUGACAAUCCAUCUUUUGCUGGACAAUCUGGAGUGAGGGUUUUGCCAAUCAGGACCAUGGUUGCAGCAGUUCCUGCCACCUUUGGUCGUAUACCUUCUGAUUCUUCCACUAAUUCUUUGGGGUUAUAUUAUCCUGUGCUUGGAAGAGUCCAACAUGUUGGUUCUGGAUCCAUGAGUGCUUCUCAAGCACCUGGCGAGCCUUUGUCUGUCAGUACCCAAACUGAGCAACAUCCAGUUUCUGAAUCUACAGUGCAACAACAAAAUGCUGAACGGCCUAACCAACAUGGAUCAUUAGCAAACCCUAACUCAGGACAGCAAGACAGAUCUAAUACACGCACUGUCAAUAUAAACAUCAUAUCUGCUAAUGGGAGUGGGACUCAAAACAACCAAGAAUCUGAGAGACAGCUUCCAAGCAGCGUGCUUCAAUUUCUAAGAACCAUUUUCCCUGGUGGUGAAAUUCAUGUAGAGGAUCCCAGUUCUAUUGGAAUGGCUACAGUUUCUGCCCCAGAGCAUGCAAGUACAUCCAGCAAUCCUUCAGCAGCAGAGUCAAUUGUUACUGAUCAAGGAGUAUUUUUAUCUAAUUUGCUUCAUCAGAUUAUGCCCUUCAUAUCUCAGCAUGCGGGUCAACCUCAAAGUGAUCUUGCCCCAGAACCAGAAGCAACCAGUUCAACCCAAGCUCAGAACUCUACUACUGGGACAUCACGUAGACAUAGUGACUCUGACUCAAGUGCACCAAGCUCAAAACGUCCAAAGACGGAGUGAUUUAUCUGAGAGAUGAAUGGCAGCAUAUCUCAACCUCGAAACAUUUUGUAUCACAUUUCUCAUUGCAAAAUAUUUUAGCAAGAGUCAGAUCUUGAUGCAACAUUUUUCUAUGACCUGAUAGACCAUAGAAAGUAUGAAUUCUUUAUCUGGAUUCUAUCGUGCCCAAUUCAAGUUUUCAAGUGGCUUCUUUUGAGCUGUUGAAGGAUUUCAAUUAUUUAUGGAAUUAGUUUUUACUUUUUGGCUUAUACAUUGUUCCUCCUCUGAGCUCCUUAUGUAGCAUUCUUUAGAAGAGCAAUCUAUAUGAAUAGCAUCACAGCAGUUGUAUACGUUUAAGUAUUUAAGAACUCUCCGCUUUUCUUAAAAUGGAUACAACUUCACCACUAAAACCAAAAUACAGCUACUGUUUAUACAGAAAAAACCAAAGUUAGCUACAUGGACAGCGAUGACCUGUACACAUCUUAAUACUUCAAAAAGGAAACUGUACCAAUGACAUUAGUUAAAACGGAAGGAAGAGCCCAAAAGACGGACAGGCUUCCAGUGGCGUCUUCUUAGCAACUUUUAUGGUGCAUUUGGGAUUGUAGGUGGGUUUUUUAUAUUUUUAGUAUUUUUGAAUAUAUGUGUAUUUAAUAA